UCCGGCUGGAAGUGUGAUUUUUGUGAGUGUUGAGGUUAGAUGGGAAGUGGUGUUGUGUAGCGAACGGGGGGCGAGGCGCACCGCGAGUCGGCAGGCGAGGCGCGAGGCUCGCGGCGCUCGGCUGGAGGUGAGAAGGAAGAAAGGCAACCUCUGGUGGGAGUGGUCCGGAGUCCGCUAAAGGGAGACAUUCUGGGGUUCGUUGGCGGGAGGCACGUUUUGCUUUUGCUCAAGGGGCGAAUGGACAUCUACCGGGGGAAGGAGUCAGCGAUCCGGGAUCCGAGGGAAGAUGUUCUCGGGUCACAUGAAGGGGUCAGGCUGAGGUUCUUAGGCCUAGUUAGGUCCCUAGAGAACUGGAGCAAACGGGAGUCUCCUGGGAAGAGGGUUACAUUCUAAUCUACUUAAAGCUCGUACCUGCAAGUUCCUACUCUUGAGGCCUAAGUAUUACUGAUGUGUGCACAAUGGCAAUACAGGAAACAAAGGAUAAUAUCAGAAACGGAAAGAAGGUAAUUUUAAGUUACUGGUUAUGGGACAGGUUUGCAAUGCCUUCAGGAAGGAAUCAAGCUUUAAACAUCCCUUUUAAAAAUAGAAUAUCUUUAGACAGACAAAAAGUUGAAAUAAAACUAUAACUAAUACAUAUGUACUUGACACCCAACUGGAGAAAUAGUUAUUAUAUAACUGGAGUCCUUUGUCUGCUCCACCCAGUCCCGUUAUGUUCCCUCUUGACCAAGGUAACCACGCUUUUAAUUUUGGAUUACAUAUAGUGCUGUUUUGCAUAGUUUUAACAAGCAGAAAUGUGUAUAUCCUUUGGCAGCUUUCUUUAACUUAAUAUAAGAUUUGUCAGUGUUAUGUAACUCUAGUUCAUUCCUUGUAACAGCUGAACAGGUGUUCCCUUAUAUGCAUAUAUCACUAUCCAUUUUCUUGCUUUGUAUCCCCAGGACCUGGCACAUCGUAAAUACUUACAUCUUAGUUGAUUGGAUGAAUGCUGUAGCAUUUGAGCUAAAUCAUGAAGAAUGAAUAGGAUUUCAAAUGACUUAAGGCAAGGGGAAUACCAGCCAGAGCGAAAGCAGAAGCAUGAAAGUGCAUGAGGUCAAGGAUGCAUUCCAAGACAGUUCUAAAAAUAUGUCACCAACUCCAACCUUAUAGUUGACCUAGCCAUGGAAAACCUCAUUGGAACCUCAUGAGAUCAGACAAUACUGGCACUCUUAAAAACCCUUCCCAUCAAAAAGUAUCAGGAAUGAAAAUCAGGAAUGAUACAUACCUACCACUUCAAGAAAGUCUCUGUAUCAGCCAGCAGUUUAGCAGAUCAGCUAGUUUCUUUGGUCAUCAAGCAGACAUAGUCAAGCCACUAACACAAAAGAGGAAAACGUCUCUAUGUCAGUGUUUUUCACAUUAUGCAUGUGACCCAUUUAGUAGGUCAUGAAAUCAAUUUUGUGAGUCAUGACGAACAUUUUUAAAAACAAAAUAAAAUAUAAAAUAUCAGAGUGGUUUGCAUGAAUCCUUUGCCAGAAUUACACACCUUGCAAGGAAUACUAAGGUCAUAAGUUUCAAUAUGUGGAAAGAUAUUUGAUGGAGGGGAUAUGAUGAAUAGAAUGUACAUUGAUUGCGUAAGAAAUGGUUUUUCAAUCAUUUUCCAAUGAUGUCUUAUUUGGUUUUCAUAAUAACAAGGUUGAUCUGCAGUCUAGUUGUAUAUUACCAUGACUUGCAACUGUAUAUAAAGUCUGAGAUGUUCCACUGAGAUUCAUUUGCAAACUGCAAUUUUGGAAACAUGUUAUCUAGGCUGUAAAAAAAAAUAUAUAUAUAUAUAUAUACACAUAUAUAUAUUAGUGGCAAUUAUAGUUAGUGGCAAUUAUAAUAUUUUAUUCAAAAUUGCUUUUAAAAUGGAUCAUUUCUUUUUUAAAAGAAAGAGGAAUAAUGAAGCAAAAUAUGCAGAAGCAUGUUCAAGUUCUACUGCUGGAUCUGGAAGUAUGAAUAGUGACAAUAUUGAUAAAACUAUUGGCUCUAAUCUGCAAACAUCAACUUCAUUUGAGCCAUGUUUAAAAAAAAAAGUAACUGCAAGGCGUUGUAAUGAAGAUUAUUUAAAAUAUGGUUUUAUCAAAUGUGAAAAACCCUUUGAAAAUGACAGACCUCAGUGUCUUAUUUGUAAUAAUAUUCUUGCAAAUGAAAGCUUAAAACCUGCAAAAUUAAAAAGGCGCUUAGAAACACAGCAUGCUGAACUUAUUGAUAAGCCUCUUGAAUAUUUUCAAAGAAAGAAAAUAGUUGUAAAGUCAUCAACACAAUUUCUUAGCUGCUCUACUACUGUUAGUGAGAAAACCUUAUUAUCAUCAUAUUUAGUUGCAUAUCGUGUGGCAAAAGAGAAAAUGCCUCACACAGCUGCUGAAAAAAUUAUUCUUCCAGCAUGUUUGGAUACGGUGCGUACAAUUUUUGAUGAUAAAUCUGCUGAUAAAUUAAAAACGAUUCCUAGUAAUAACACAAUAUCUCUUCGAAUUUGUACAAUUGCCGAACAUUUAGAGGCAAUGCUUAUUACUCAGUUACAGUCGGGAAUGGAUUUUGCAAUCCAGCUUGAUGAAAGCACAGAUACUGGAAGCUGCACAGCACUUUUAGUCUAUGUAAGAUAUGCGUGGCAAGGCGAUUUUAUGGAGGAUUUUUUGUGUUGUUUAAACUUAACCUCACACCUAAGUGGAUUAGAUAUUUUCACAGAAUUAGAAAAGUGCAUUUUUGGUCAGUAUAAAUUAAACUGGAAAAACUGCAAAGGAAUUACAAGUGACGGAACAGCAAACAUCACUGGAAAACAGAGCAGAGUAAUUAAAAAAUUGCUAGAAGUUACUAGUGGUGUGUGGAAUCAUUGUUUUAUACAUCAUGAAGCAUUAGCAUCCAGAGAGAUUCCACAGAAGCUCAUGGAAGUAUUGAAAAAGGCAGUGAAAGUUGUUAACUUUAUUAAAGGAAGCUCAUUAAACAGCCGACUUCUUGAAACGUUUUGUUCGGAGAUUGGAGCUAAUUAUACCCACUUACUGUUUCACACCAAAGUUCGUUGGUUGUCUCAAGGGAAAAUACUGAGCAGGGUUUACGAACUCAGGAAUGAGAUACACGUUUUUCUUACUGAAAAGAAGUCUCAUUUGGCAACUAUUUUUGAGGAUGAUAUUUGGGUAACGAAACUGGCAUAUUUAACUGAUAUUUUUGGCAUCCUUAAUGAACUACGUUUAAAACUACAGGGGAAAAACAGUGACAUAUUCCAACAGGCCGAAUGUAUCCAAGGAUUCCAGAAGGCAUUACUGUUGUGGCAAGCGAAGCUUAAAAGCAAUCGUCCUAGCUACUACAUGUUUCCAAGGUUUUUGCAGCACAUUGAAGAGAAUGUUAUCAAUGAAAACAUUUUGGAAGAAAUAAAACUAGAGAUAUUGUUGCACCUCACUUCUCUCUGUCAAACCUUUAACCAUUUAUUCCCAGAAGAGAAAUUUGAAACAUUAAGACAGAAUUGUUGGGUAAAAGAUCCGUUUGCUUUUCGAAACCCAGAAUCAAUAAUUGAGUUAAACUUGGUGCCUGAAGAAGAAAAUGAAUUAUUGCAGCUCAGUUCUUCAUAUACAUCGAAGAAUGAUUAUGAAACACUAAGUGUAUCAGCAUUUUGGAUUAAGAUAAAGGAAGACUUUCCUUUGAUAAGUCAAAAGAGUAUCCUGCUAUUAUUACCAUUCACAGCAACUAGUUUGUGUGAAAUAGGAUUUUCGGUCUUAACCCAGUUAAAAGCAAAGGAAAGGACCGGAUUAAAUGGCGCAGCAGAUAUGCGAGUAGAAUUAUCCUCCUGUGUUCCAGACUGGAAUGAACUUAUGAAUGGGCAAGCACACCUACCACGUUAAAUAAAUCUUUUUUUUUUUAAUUGGAGUAUAGUCACUUUACAAUGUUGUGUAAACAAAUCUUACCUGGUUUUUGUUUCUGCAGUUCUCAUUUUGUGAUUUUUUUUUAUCUGUUGUAUUUAAAUGUUAAUAUAGCAGUGUAUGUGAUAACUUUGUUUUUAUUUUUGUUAUAUUUUAAUACUAAUAAAAUCAGUGUAAUUUUA
Globicephala melas (long-finned pilot whale) is the source of this 4045-nucleotide messenger RNA. The record is from RefSeq and is a predicted model, not a curated record. Lineage: Eukaryota; Metazoa; Chordata; Mammalia; Artiodactyla; Delphinidae.